AUGGCCGACCGUCCUGCCGCCCCCCGCCGUCGUGCGCGGCUGGUGCGCCCCCGCGGUAAGCGUGGGGGCGCGAAGCACCGCAAAAGCAUGAGCGAGCAUGCGAAGGUCAUUGCGCAGUACCAUGCACUGGAGAAGAAGAUCGCACGCGCGCCACCAGACGAGCGAGCGCAGCUUGUGGCCGAGCAGCGUGCGCUGGGCGGCCUGGCCGCGUACCAGGACCAGAGCUCGACGGGGGGCGCCGUGGUUCGUGGAGGCGAGUCGGGCAAGUGGUGUGUCAAGGUGCUUAAAGAGCUGUGGCCGCUGAGCCGAAAGGUCCGGCUGCUCGAUGUCGGCGCGAUUGCUGGGACCGCGUACGCGGCGUGGCCUGGCUUUGUGGAAACGACGAGCAUGGACUUGCAUCCGCGGGCGGACCAUGUGAUUGCGUGUGACUUUUUCGAUUUUCCUGUGCCGGCCGAUGACGCGCACAAGUUUGACGUGGUCGGCUUGUCGCUCGUCCUCAACUUCGUGGGCGACUUGCACCGUCGCGGGGCGAUGCUCGUGCAUGCGCACCAAUACUUGCGCCCUGGCGGCUAUGUCUAUGUGGUGCUACCGCUCGCGUGCGUGGCCAACAGCCGGUACAUGUCGCACCAGCACUUUCGCUCGCUCGUGCGGUCCGUCGGCUACGACGUUGUACGGCAGGAAGACAGCCAGCGGCUGACGCGCUGGCUACUGCAGCAGCGGGAUCCCCAGGCCACAGAGGCUGCCCGCAGGGACGUGGCCUCCCUCUUCUGGGACGGCACCGUGUUUAAAAAGCGCGAGCUGCGUGCGGGAGCGCAGCGCAACAACUUUUGUAUCCUGUAUCCAUAG
Messenger RNA from Malassezia sympodialis ATCC 42132, 846 nucleotides. RefSeq lists its product as uncharacterized. NCBI's taxonomy places the organism in Eukaryota, Fungi, Basidiomycota, Malasseziomycetes, Malasseziales, Malasseziaceae. The transcript is spliced from 2 exons. Bases 1 to 846 code for a protein of 281 amino acids. The record is from RefSeq and is a predicted model, not a curated record. Gene Ontology annotation, molecular function: rRNA (adenine) methyltransferase activity. Gene Ontology annotation, cellular component: nucleolus.